Erpetoichthys calabaricus (reedfish) is the source of this 4100-nucleotide messenger RNA. RefSeq names its product inositol polyphosphate 5-phosphatase K-like. Lineage: Eukaryota; Metazoa; Chordata; Cladistia; Polypteriformes; Polypteridae. The record is from RefSeq and is a predicted model, not a curated record. The transcript is spliced from 14 exons. Gene Ontology annotation, molecular function: inositol bisphosphate phosphatase activity; phosphatidylinositol-3,4,5-trisphosphate 5-phosphatase activity; phosphatidylinositol-4,5-bisphosphate 5-phosphatase activity. Gene Ontology annotation, biological process: negative regulation of peptidyl-serine phosphorylation; negative regulation of phosphatidylinositol 3-kinase/protein kinase B signal transduction; negative regulation of insulin receptor signaling pathway. Gene Ontology annotation, cellular component: endoplasmic reticulum; ruffle; plasma membrane. The coding region runs from base 148 to 1788 and encodes 546 amino acids.
UACCAUGGAUGUAGACAGAGUGUCUGCUGGGCUCUCCUCCCUUGCCAUCAAAACGUCCAACUACCAUACAGCAAAGGAGGGAAAAUUCAGCUACUUCUGGAUGCCCCAAGGGGCUCUUAUCAGGUGCCAAAUUAAGAAGAAACCACCAUGGACAUCGUAUCCAGCUCCACUCCAGGAGAGCAUCGUGUUCGGUCAGAGAGCUGCAACAGCGCCACUUCGCAAUCUUCCAGUGUGUCACUGUUGCUACGGCAGCGUAUGACCCAACUUAUGGCCUGCGUGGAAGACUUGAGCUCUGAUGAAGAAAUCCAGGAAGAGAUGUCUCGAACCCUGGAUGAAGCCUUUUCUCUGUGUGCCAAGAAAAGUAUGAAGGAGGAGGUCAGGUUCAGAUUUCACAUAGUCACAUGGAAUGUUGCCACAGCUCAGCCACCUGAUGAUGUCAGUUCUUUGCUACAACUGGAUGCAGAUGAGCCCAUUGUGGAUUUGUAUAUUAUUGGUCUGCAGGAAGUGAAUUCAAAAAUCCUGAACUUCGUUAAUGAUAUGGCUUUUGAAGAUCCCUGGAGCAUUUUCAUUAUGGAUACUCUUUCUCCUUUUGGAUAUGUCAAGCUCACUUCUGUACGAAUGCAGGGGCUCCUGUUACUGGUGUUUUCCAAGCUCUGCCACAUUCCUUUUAUACGGGAAGUGCAGGCUAGCUACACCCGCACAGGAAUCUAUGGAUAUUGGGGGAAUAAAGGUGGAGUUUCUGUUCGCAUGUCUUUUUAUGGUCAUUUGAUCUGCUUCCUGAAUUGUCAUCUUGCUGCCCAUAUGGAGUAUGCUAGUCAGCGUGUUGAUGAAAUUGAACGCAUCCUGGAUGUUCAAGAGUUCCAUGGGAAUUCUUCGCCAAAGAUUCUUGACCACAAGGUAGUUUUCUUAUUUGGAGAUCUGAAUUUCCGUAUUGCUGACCAUGGAAUGCAUUUCCUAAGAGAAACCAUUAACAACCGCCGUUUCCACCUCUUGUGGGACAAAGACCAGUUAAAUAUUGCCAAAAAGAAAGAACAUUUCCUGAAGAAUUUCCAAGAAGGCCCCCUUCGAUUUAAGCCAACAUAUAAAUAUGACCUCAACUCAGAAAACUUUGACUCCAGGGAGCAGAAGACUUGGUUGGGUUUUAAUGGCAAGAAACGUAAGCCAGCUUGGACUGAUAGGAUACUAUGGUGGAUGAAAGUAGAUGACCAGAAUGAAACAGAAGAGGCAAGGGAGCAACAGAAAACAGAGGAGAACACAAUAGAGCCAAAAGAUCCAGAACCACCUAUCACAGUUAUCCAGGAAAAAUAUACAAGUCAUAUGAUAUAUGGUAUCAGUGAUCACAAACCUGUAACUGGUACCUUCAUCUUGGAGAUGAAAAAGUUACAGACCACCCCGUUGGUGAGCUUAUGUGCAGAAGGCCAGUGGAGUGCAGACCAGGAUGCACUCAUUACAUAUUCUGUGCUGGAGGCCUUUUCUAGCAGCACGUGGGAUUGGAUUGGCCUAUACAAGACAGGAUUUAGGAGUCAUUUGGAUUAUGUUACAUAUGUGUGGGUGAAGGACGAUGAGGUGUCCAGCAGCAGUGAGGCUUAUCAGGUUUAUAUUGGAAUGGAUCAGAUUCCAGUGCUUGGUGGAGAGUUCAUUCUUUGCUACUACAGCAGCAACUUGCAAUGUAUUAUUGGAAUGAGUCCAUCUUUCCAGAUUAAUGAGUCUUGUGUCAACUUACAUGAAAAUCAAAGCUUUGCCAAGAGCCAGGAUAGGCCUGUGUUGGACCCAAAAGACGACUUCUGAAAGCCUUGCAGUUCUUUUGAAUGUAGAAAUACAUCGUUCUGAUGUUCAUCUCAGUGAUAUUAAAACUUAAAUUAAGAAUUAAAUUGUCAUCCUUCUUCUGUGUUCAGACAGAAGUUAGAUGGCUUCACAGAGAUGGAAGACAUUUAAAAUCUCAGUAAGGCUGGACCAACCCCAUAUGCACAUAAGCCUUGGUUUAACAAAGAACCACAAAUUGGAAGGACUAAUACUAAAACAUGGCUGCCUGAGCAAACGAAACUUGUUAAUCGAAACUUGUUCUAUAAGUAGCAUGUAAAUUUCCAAACCUGACAAAAAAUAUUAGAAACAAAGAUCCAUUAUUUUAUACGAGUGACCAAAAAAGGCCCACUGUUAAGAUCAGUUUCAUCCCAUUCACUCUGAUGUGAGGUCCUUGUUAAGCUACAUGUGAAGUUGUUUUUAUUCAUUUUAAACUUCUUUUAAUUAGUUUUUACUUUUAAAAUCAGAGAAACCGAAUGCUACAAUAUAUGGGCCCUACUCAGAUCACCUAGUAAAGGAAACUUUCAAAAGGUUUAUAGUCUAAUCUACUGAGAUUUUUUUUUCUUUUUUCUCAAGUAUAACCAGUAUUGAAGAUAUUUUAAGUUAUUUUUGUUUGAUGUUCUUAAGUUUGAAUUAUUUUUAGGGGUAUCCAAGUGUAAUCUUAAUGAAGUACAGAUAUCUCAGGUGCAGGCACCGCCAGAUGACUGAGAUUUGAAGAGUGGUAGAUAACCUCAUUAAAUGUCGUGGAUGACUGUGAGCACUGAGCUACUGCAGUCACGGAGCCUCCAGAAAGCUUGACCAUGAUUCUGGCAUGUCAGAAAUGGUAGGUGUAGCCCAUUCUUAUGGGCUUACAGUAAUAAUGUUUUUUUCAGAGCCAAAAUUGAUAGAAAUAUUUAAUUAUGUUAAAUUUAGGAGCUAUUAGGAGGAUAUUUGAUAUAUAGGAGGUGGGUUUUGAAUUGCUAAAAAACAAUGUAAUAUUUGUCUUCCAAAUUAAACCUUUGAUGAUAGAUAUUACUAACAUUUUUAUUUGUUGUACUAUUUUUUUCUGUUGUAGUCUUUUUAUUUAUUUUUAAUUGGAAGGGAAAACUCCCAUCAGUUAAAGAGAAACUAUAAAAAUACACCCAUACAAAUUGAAAUUUUUUUUUUCUCUUUCAUUCGGAUCCAUCAUGUUUUUUUCUUGUGUUGUCAUUUAUUUUAUGCCAUAUUGCGUGAGAAUGUUUUAUAUUACCUUUAAGCAUGAGCAGUACAAUAUAAUAUUUAUUGAAGAAGAAACAGGACAAUGUGUUUGUUACAGUAUCAAUGCAAAUACAGUGCAUUGAAACAUAUACAACAUCUGGAGUAAACAUUGUACUGACUAUUGUUACUGUUAACUUAAAGAUGUUUUUUACCUUAGCUAAUAUAAUAAUAAACAGUAGAGAGGAUUUCAAAAUACUUCUGUCUUACAUGUUCCUUACAUAGUUUUUUUAAGUCACUCACAUUUUAACAGAGGCAGUGAUUGUGAAUUAACCUUGUGUGAGUGCUGGGAUGUGGACCCUGAUGGGAACUGGCACUGCCAGGAUAAACCGUGACCUCCUGUAAUCUGAAUUUACAGUAUGUGGCUGGUGACUUUUACAUCAGCAUUUCUGUCCACUUUUAGUUGCUUGUAUAUGGUUGAAGCUGAAGAGGUCUAAAUAUGGUAACAAAUACAAAUAAAUAAUACUGAUAUCAUGCACAUUCGACUUUAGAAUGCAAAAUGAUUUGACAAUCACAGAAUUUGGAAUGCCAAACAAGAUUUAUUACAAAGAAGAAUGGCUUGCAGUGUCUAUUUACACAUGUCAUUAUAUUUAACUAAACUUUAUUUUAUUUCAUUGGCAGGAAUUUAACAGAUAAAAUGCUGAGUUCUGAUAUUUGCGCAAAAGUGUUUUUUCUUUCUACUUUUUGAAGUAUCAAAAACCUCAGUUUAUUUUUAUACUCCAUUUGAAAAAGCCUUGAUGUUUACUUAUUAAGAGCUCUGAUUCUGAAAUGUAUGCCGCAUUUCUGCUUAUCAUGCAACCCAGGCAGUUUGCUUGCAAGCAUCAUUUGUAAAACCGUUUUAAAUGUUUUGCUAUUUUAUGCAAUUAUGUUAAAUGUUGUUAUUUUUCAAUAUGCCGGUACUGCUCCUUAGAAGGUCCAAAGCUGCUGAACUUUUGUUACAAACUUUGAGUGAUGUUAAUCGGUCUAUUUUCAUAGUAAAUAAAAUAAAGGCUUCUAUUAUGUAAACCAAGUGGAUAAUUAAUGUCAGUAAUAAAGACACUGAAGAAAUAAACACAGAUUAUACUUUU